UUUACUUAUCUUAGUUUACUUCUUGACUAUUUGAGUUAAAACUAUUCAAUAUUGUUUAUUUGAAUGUUUACUGUAAGAAGUAGUAUACAUUUGCAAUAACACUAUGUAUACUGUAACGUCACUGGACGGUGAUAUUUACAACCGUGAAUAUUUCUUGCUUGAAGACGUGUGCCGUCUCUGUUGGAAAAGGAAUGCCACUCAGGAAAUAUCGUGUAAAAGGGAGGUCAAUGAAACAGAAUACGGUAUUCCGCUUUUGAAUCAAAUUCGGGAUUGUCUGGACAUCAUUUUAACUCACGAAUGCCGGCCUAACAAAGUUUGUACAGGUUGCAGUGACGAGGUGAAAAGGUUCUACGAAUUUAAGAAAUUCUGUCUAGAAACUGACAAAAAACUUCGGGAAAUAUUACAGAAUUAUGUUAAAAUUGCCGAAAAGUCAUCUAAUAACAGCGAAUGUUACAUAAAAGUAGAGAAUGAGCUUCCUACAGAGUUAGAGCAAGACGAAACAUUUGACGACUUUCUAGAGUCACUUCACCAUUCAGACUCCAGUGAAAACGUAAAUAAACAGAAGGUUAAAUUAAAACAGACUUACAAACCUAAAAGAUCUCCUACUUACUGUAAUAUCUGCAGAUUAGACUUCAAAACUGUGGAGCAAUUUUCUCUUCACAAUUCCCAGAAUCAUGGAAUAGAAGGUACUUUAUACAAGUGUUUCGGUUGUGAGAAACGCUUUAAAAGCCGAAAGACUCGAAUUGGGCACGAAAUAAACUUCUGUAAAGGUUUAAAAGAUGGGUACAGAUGUAAGCUAUGUGACCGAUGUCUUCCGAAGAGGAGAAUGUAUGAAGCUCACAUGAGAGACCAUAGAGAAAAUGUAACUAUAGAGUUGCCUGAGGAGUUGUUUAAGUGUCAAAAGUGUUGCAUCUCAUUUAAGACCAGAGAGGAUCUUAAAGAACAUGUCUCAGAGCAUGAGACAGCAAAGAAAUAUGUUUGUGAAAGUUGUGGACGCGUGUUCACCCGACAAGAUUAUCUCCACAAACACAAGCUCACACACACAGGCACUAAGCAGCAUGUAUGUCCACACUGCGGCUUCCGAUCUACCCAGCGAUCUUCACUCAUCGUCCACAUAAGAAAACACACGGGCGAGCGACCAUACGGUUGUGACAUGUGCCCGCAGCGCUGCAUCUCCAGUUCCAACUUACGCGCGCACCGCCGCCGACAUCUCGGUCUCAAGACGUUCCAGUGCACAAUAUGCGACAAGAAAUUCGGCUACAAAGUGAGUCUUGAUGAGCAUAUAGAGUCCUCUCACCACCGCUCGCAAACCCACCCCUGCCCGCAUUGCGGGGCCCAUUAUUCCCGCAAGCGGGGCUUGAAGCGUCAUCUGACGGCGAAACACUGCGAGAAUGAACCUAGUGAUGAUGGCGAUAAGGUUGAUAGUUUGUUGAAGGUAUUGUAGUUAAGCUACUUGGUCAUAGAUGGAACCAGUGUCGUUCACAAACCCACUUACUUCCGCAAACGGGAGUUAAAGCGACAUCUGACGGCUAGACACAAUGAACCUAGUGAUGAGGGCGAUAAGGUUCACAAUCUGUAAGGUAUUGUAGUUACGCUACUUGGCAACAGAUGGCGCUACUAUACUACUUCAAGUGGAUUUGAAGCGACGUCUCAAGUCUGAACACUGCGAGAAUGAACCUAGUGAUGACGGUGACAAGGUCUAAUAAAGGUAUUCUACUACCAUAGAGAAUUAUAAGUAAAGAAAGAGUGGUAACUCCAUACAUCAGUUUUCGCGCCUUAUUUCGUAUUCAGCAUCUAGCGUCAAGUAGCGGAACUCUCAGUACUGCUAUUCGACAAUAGAUGUAGCGGCGAACAAAAAGUCUAAUGCUCAACGAUUUUCAGCUAAUAUUAUAACCGGAUUAACCGGAACUCUAUUUUCAACUCCUGCUUAUAAUAUAAGAUUAGUUUUGUGUUUUGUUGAGCAAUACACUUCGUCAGUCGCGACACAAGUGACAUCUAGUGUCGAGUAGCAGUACUGAUAGUUCCGCUAUUUGACGCUAGAUGUAGACUAGGAAAAUAAUAGUCUUUUCGGUAACAAAACUGAUGUAUGGAGUGAGUCACUCUAUGUCUUCUUCAUUCUCUUAGCAAAGAGAAAUUAUAUCUAUGGUAAGUGAGUGAGACGCUAUGAAAUAUUACGGAAAAUUAUAUCCUAUUAUAUACUAUUGUCAUAGAGUAACUUAUACUAGAGCGGUACUGUCAUAGUAAAUUUUGUAACCACAGUAAAUUCACUGCCAUCUGUCGACACACUUUAAAACUAAAAAUAAAUAUUUAUAAAAAUACGAUAAAACGUAUUUAAAUAUGGAUAAAUGAUUUUUUUUAUUUGCAUUAAUUAUUUUUAUGAUUUUGACCCAUGUUCUUUCACUGAUAUGCGUUAAAAUUGUUAAAUAACAAACGAAACCGUCAACGCCAUCUAUACGACAGUAAGCCAAAGCUAGUAGCGCCCUCUGAACGAGAAUCAAAUUUUCUUGAUUUUCGAGGCACGUUUUUUCCUUAGACUGUAUCCAUCUAUUACGGAGUUAUAUCUAUCUUUGCUAUUGUUAUAUUGACUGAUAAAGAGAGUGAAUAU
Molecule: messenger RNA, 2605 nt
Organism: Cydia strobilella
Lineage: Eukaryota; Metazoa; Arthropoda; Insecta; Lepidoptera; Tortricidae
Product: putative zinc finger protein 702
Exons: 4
Coding region: 104-1444 (446 amino acids)
Biological process (GO): regulation of gene expression
Cellular component (GO): nucleus
Molecular function (GO): zinc ion binding
Source: RefSeq, a predicted model, not a curated record